AAAAAAAGAAAAAUGGCUAGCCCGGAUGCUUGGGAUUUUCCAAAAAACCCGGAUAUUUCGGAUUUUCCAAAUGACCUGGAUGUUUCGGAAUUUCCCAAUGAUACGUCUUUCAAAAAGAAUGAAGUAAACUUUUUCAAAUAUCCUCAGGAAGUUGCUGAUGAUUUUGAAAAUUUAUUUAAAACUAAAGAAGGAUAUGACGUUAUUUUCUACGUUGGUAAAGAAUUAAAAGAAAUGCAUGCGCAUUCACUUAUUUUACGUGCUAGGUCACAAUAUUUCCGUACCGCAACAGAUUGGAGCGUGAAAGAAAAUGGAAAAUUUAUUUUUAAAAAACCCAAUAUUUCACCUCGAUAUUUUGAAAUUAUCUUAAGGUUUAUUUAUUGUGGUGAAGUCAAUUUGACGAAACUACAGGGUCUUGACAUACUAAACCUUUUGAUUGCAAUGGAUGAAUUUAACAUUCCAACGUUAAUAACUUGCGUUCAAAACUACUUGAUUGAGCAUCAAUAUAAAUUUUUACAACAAAAUCCUUCGGAAAUUCUUGAAAUGGUUUAUCAACGUAAAAAUUUUACGGAUUUAUGGAAUUUUUGUCACAAAAAAAUUUGUGAAAAACCAGAAAUAUUAUUUAAUUCUGAUAAAUUUACUAGUUUAAAAGCACCCUUAUUAGAAUUACUCUUAAAAAGGAAUGAUUUGUCAUUAGAUGAAAUUGCUAUAUGGGAUAGUUUGAUUAAGUGGUGUUUGGCUCAGAAUCCUUCUAUUCAACGAGAUGUUAAGAAAUGGAAUAAAGAUGAAAUCACGAUUAUGGAGAAAACUAUUUAUAGAUUCAUUCCUUUAAUAAGAUUUUAUCAUAUAUCAUCGGAAGAUUUUCUAUUAAAAGUAUACCCAUAUAAAUUAUUAUUACCCGAAGAUUUAAUUAAUAACAUACUUACUUUUCAUAUGGCGCCAAAUAAGCAAUCAAACAUGAAUACACAACCACCUAGAAGUAAAACGGACGUAAGCGGAGAAAGCAGUGAAAGCAGUGAAGAAAGUUUAUAUAAUUAUCCUGUACCCCCUCCUAAACCAGAAAGCAGAGGAGUAAAUUUAUAUUAUAGGGAUAAGAGUGAUAAGAGGAAAAGUUUAAAGAACAGAUUAAAAGAUUUCUUUUUUAGUGAAGAACCAAUCCAAGUUUGAUUAACCAAUAUUAGCAAAAUUAAGUCCACUGCUAUAUUUUUAUGAUUUGUAUCUUUAUUCUAAAUUUUUAUUUAUUAAAAUUUUUAUGUACGUAUGUGUAUAAAUUUAUGCCUUUUUUUAAUUAAUUAAUAACGUUCACCAUUAAAUUUUUUCUACCAUUAUCUUAUGGUAGAUUUUGAGCAAUAU
This is a messenger RNA of Rhizophagus irregularis DAOM 181602=DAOM 197198, 1350 nucleotides long. RefSeq lists its product as uncharacterized. The record is from RefSeq and is a predicted model, not a curated record. NCBI's taxonomy places the organism in Eukaryota, Fungi, Glomeromycota, Glomeromycetes, Glomerales, Glomeraceae. Gene Ontology annotation, molecular function: protein binding.